Daphnia carinata is the source of this 1292-nucleotide messenger RNA. Its product is annotated as stathmin-1-A-like. The transcript has 8 exons. Gene Ontology annotation, biological process: regulation of microtubule polymerization or depolymerization; neuron projection development; microtubule depolymerization. The coding region runs from base 143 to 889 and encodes 248 amino acids. NCBI's taxonomy places the organism in Eukaryota, Metazoa, Arthropoda, Branchiopoda, Diplostraca, Daphniidae. Gene Ontology annotation, cellular component: neuron projection; cytoplasm. Gene Ontology annotation, molecular function: tubulin binding. The record is from RefSeq and is a predicted model, not a curated record.
CGAUAAAUCGCCGUCGCCAUAUCAACCCCCCUCGAUUUCGUUUCUACACCAUUCGCCAUUUCUCUUCCAAACGAGAACGUUGGUCCAGGAUCUAAAGCAGACUUUUCCAUUUUCCAUUUGGUCUUAAAAGUUGUCUACUAUAAUGUCUGCAGUUGAUCAAGAAGUUGCUGCUAUCCGUGGAGAGGAGAAGUCCAAGGGAGGAUUGAGUUAUGAGGUUAUUUUGGCAGAGCCAGUAAGCGAUCGCCCACCUUCACCUCCAGUCUCCACACCCACUCGCCCUCAGCCUUCAGAGGAAGAGAUUGAAAGGAAGCUUUUGGCAGCCAAGGAGCGCCGUGAGGCCAAUCGGUCCAUCAAUGAUGUGGAUGAGAAAAUUAGCAAAGCUGUAGAAAAAAGACAAGAACUCGUCUCAACCUUUGUUACCAAGACAAAGGAGAAUCUAGAUGCCAAAAUGGAGGAAUCACAGGAGAAGAGGGAGGCGCAUUUAUCAUCAUUGAAAACUAAACUGAAGGAACACUUGGAACGCGUGGAAACGGUCAGACUGACAAAUGAAACAAAGCUUCAGGAAAUCCGGCAACAAAUUGAUGAAAAGCUUAAGUCAGCUGAUGAGAAACGUGACGAGAUAAUCAAGCAACUUCAAGAAAAGCUUCGCCUACACGAAGAGCAUAUCAAAACGGUGAAGCAGAGUAGUGAAGAGAAAACAAAAGCAAUGGAGGAACAGAUCCAUUCCAAAAUACAGCUGGCGGCCGAAAAGCGUGAUGAGAUUGAAAAGGAAAUGUUAGAGAAACUGAAAGAGCAGGAGCGCCGUGGUGAAUUGGCCCGUCAGAAAAAAGAGAAUCGUCUUUCUGGUGGAGGUCAAUGUGAAGAGGGAGAAACAGCCUCUUCCGGCUAAAUGAAGAAGUGAUAGCUGAUAUCCCCAACUAUUUUUGCUUCUCUAUUGAACUAUUCUUUUGUUUCGUACGUUUCUUGCCAUUGGGGUUUGAGAGUGGGAAAAAUCCUACACGAGUCCAUUAAAGAGCUUUUUUUUCAUUGUAUUUUAACGUUUCUUAUACGUUAAAAUAGCAGCUACAAGCGCACAACAGGCUCUUUCAUUUUUUGUUUGCCUAUUCUGUACGUUGAUCUGUCGUUUUCCCAGGCCCAUUCCAUUAUUUCGCCUUUCUGAAAUCGAAAGAAUUCAGCAUCUAUUUUAACGUAGUCCAUUUUGCUCAAGUUGGUUACUUAUUGCAUUCCAUUUCGGCACGCUACUCAAAAUUAUCAAUUCGCCAACGUUAUUUAAUAAAGGUAUCAUUGCAUUA